This is a messenger RNA of Saxophila tyrrhenica, 1596 nucleotides long. RefSeq lists its product as uncharacterized. The transcript has a single exon. Gene Ontology annotation, molecular function: prenylcysteine oxidase activity. NCBI's taxonomy places the organism in Eukaryota, Fungi, Ascomycota, Dothideomycetes, Mycosphaerellales, Extremaceae. The coding region runs from base 1 to 1596 and encodes 531 amino acids. The record is from RefSeq and is a predicted model, not a curated record. Gene Ontology annotation, biological process: prenylcysteine catabolic process; prenylated protein catabolic process.
AUGGCGACCUACACCUCCCUUCUGCUACUGCUUGUAGCGCAGCAAGUGCGUGCUUUCGUCGUGCCUAGUCUGGAGCAGCUGGCCAUUUUGGCAGAUAUCGAGCCCUCUACACGUGAGCAGGAGCCUAUCCUGGGUCAGACAGGCAAUACGCCCAAGAAGAUAGCUAUUAUCGGCUCUGGGAUCACCGGCGCUUCAGCCGCUUCAAGGCUGUAUGAAGGCUUCCGCUUCAGUGCUCCUGCGGAUCAGCAGCCUUCGAUCACUGUCUUCGAACGGAAUCCGAUCAUCGGUGGCCGGAUCACCCAGGCGUAUGCUUAUGACUCUAUGAUAUAUCCCAUCGACACCUGCGCAGCUACCUUCGACAGCGAAGACCUAUGCAUCGUGAGCUCAGCAGUCGUCGCCGGACUGACGCUACAAGCACGCAUAACUACCCGACCAAGGACGGGCGAGGGUAUCUGGGAUGGCGAUGAGAUGUUGGCCGUGGAAGAGGAGUUCCGUGACGCUAUUGCGUGGUCAGAGUUCCGCCAAAGAAAGUGGUCGCAACGCUACGACCGCUCGCCAACCAGCUUUUCUCCGCUCGUCAACACGAUCCGCGGCUCCCUAGGUCUAGUACUUGGGACUGCCCUUCCAAUACUCGGCGGAGGUGCGUCCAUCGGUGUUGCGAACUUGAGCGCAGAAGUGGAGAUAGCUGGUCUUUCUGAGAUGGCAAAGAGCUUUCAGUGCUCUGAAACCAAUUACGAGGAUCUCGACGGCAUGUUUGACAGCCCAGAGGCAAAGCGCUUUGGGCGCGAGCUGGUGAACGCGGGCACGAGGGAGCGGUACUUUGCGAAUGGCGACGAGCUGAAUGUGCUGGAGUACAUCCUCGGAUUUCAAGACCAGCUGCCUUCUUACGUUUCGGAGGGAAAUCUGCGGCUGGUCGAAAGACUGUUGAAGCUCUCGACGCCCGACGUCAGGCUAGGAGCAGAGGUCCAGAAGAUCGAAACAAAGGGCAAGAAUGACCACCGACUCACCAUCGUACCCACAGAUGGAGGCGUACCAGCAACCGAGCAAUUCGACGCAGUCAUCCUUGCCACUCCAUACUCGCUGGCCAACAUCACAUUCGACCCACCACUCCAAAACGCCACUGAUCUGAUACAACACUACGAGGACAGCUUCGUGACGCACUUCACGACUCCCUCUCGCCUCAACCAAACCUUCUUCAACUGGACCGACACCAUGCCGCAAAACAUCCUAACAACGACCUCCAGCUCCAACACCACCGCCUCGCCCUUCUUCAGCCUAACGCUCCUCAAGCAAUACGCUCGCGGCAGUCCCCCAACAGCUGAAAACCUCUACAAAAUCGUCUCUCGCGAAGAGAUCGCCUUCACAGAUAUACAGCAGUACCUCGAGGCUCCGGCGAACAUCACCUGGAUCGACGUACAGCCGCUGCCGCGAUCUGUGCCUGUGAAGACGGGGAAGUGCAGGCGGCUGGUGGAGAACCUUGAGGUUGCGCCGGGGGUGUUUUAUGCUGGGGCCGGGGAGCAGGUGAUUGCGAGUGCUGAUAUCGGGUGUAGGCUUGGUGUGAACGCUGCUAGUCUGCUUUUGGGGAAGGCGAGGUGA